AUGAAGCCACUAAAGAAACAGGGGGGGCGCUCUCCCCCCUCCACACGGGCCAAAGGGGGGAAGAAGAGAGGGGUGACACAGACCCCCCCAGAGAGGGACAACAGGAACAAACUCAGGAAGGAGAACCAAGACGGACAGCCUCAAACCACGCCCCCCGCCCACUCGCCACAGAAACAAUCCACAACCACCUCUGACAGCUCUCAGCGGGAGUCAAUCAGAGGCAGCGAGACCCCAAAGAAGGAGGGGCCUAGAGAGCAGCUGCCGCCAAGGCAACCUGAAGAUAAAGAGAAGACCGAGGACAACAGAAGGGGGGGUUGGGGGUAAACCAGGGGGGCCUAACAGCACCCCCACCACCACCCAUAACAACACCCUCACCAUCCCCACCCCCACUACCAGUCCCAGCCCUACCUCCAUGUCCAGUAGGAAAACAGCCACCUUCAAGGCCAGAGUCCCCAAGAAGAAGUACAUCGCUGAACACUAUGCUAGGUAGCAACGCGCCCAGCCUCACCUUCACCCCUGCCCCCAUGCACAACAGCCACAGUAACUACAACAGCAGCAGCAGUAACAACAGUAGUACUAGCAGUAGUAUUAACAUCAUCAACAGCAGUAGUACUAACAAUAAUAAUACCAUUAGUAACAGUAGUAGGACUAACACUACUAUUAAUGGUAUUAACAGUGGUACUAACAGCAUUAGUAACAGCAUUAGUAACAGCCAUAGUAGCAGCUCAGUCAGCCACUCAGUAGCCCCCAGUGUGUCCAAUGAGGAGAGGAAUGUAGCCGCUAGCAGCCACAGCCAUGGCCCGGGGGAACAGGGGACGACAGGGGCCUCCAUAGGGCCCAACAAUGGCAGUGUGGCCCCCCAGGACAGAGCGAGAGAGCCCCAGGGUGGGGAGACAGAGGCAGAGGGGGCCCCUAACUCGGUACGCUCCGUAUCCACUGAUACAGCCAGCGAGCACGAUCUGGAGGUGAACUCCCAGCCCAGUACCAGCCCUGCUAGAGCCCCCUACCAUGGCAGCCUGCCCCCUUACUCUGCUACUACCUCCCAGCCCGGCCCCAGCCCCAACCAGAGCCACAGAAAGGGCAGUCUGUCAGGGGUGGAUGCCCUGGCCAAAGGCCUGAAGAACCAGAGAGUUCUAGCCCGCUGUCGACGGAGAGACAGACUUAACAGAGAGGAAGGCGGGAGGGAGAGAGAGAGGGAUGGACCCCUGUCUCCUAUGUUCAGGGCUGGGGUGGUGCGGAGGGUAAGUGGGGGCAGCGCUGAUAUCCAGCUGCAGGGGGAGGAGGGGAUACUCUGUUACCCCUUCCAGGGGGGGACCGCACUCCCAGAGGGGGAGAAAACGAGCGUGGAGUUCAUCCUGGACGCCCCCCCUCCCGUCAUGGCCUCCGUGGCCAUUGGGACACGUGUAUGUGUGCCUUUCAGAGGGGGAGGGGGGCAAGAUGGGGGGGAACAGGGGACACCUCAGCUAUACAGAGAAGGGGUGCUGUCCCAGGUAGACCCCCACCCUGCCGUGGCGUUCCCCUACAGGGUGCUACUGUGUGAGGAUAGAGAGGCGCUGGAGAAUGGAGGGAGGGAGGAGGAGGGAGGGAUGGAGGAGGAGAAGAGGAGGAGGGCGCAGGCCCAGGCUGUAUGGGUGUCCAGACAGAGCCUGAGGCUGCUGACUGCCCCCUGGGAACUGCCUCACCCAGAGGGGGAGAGGGAGAGAGAGAGGGAGAGGAGGGAGGAGAUGGAGGUGGAGAGGGAGGUGGAGAGGGAGAGAGAGAGGGAGGAGAUGGAGGUGGAGAGGGAGGUGUGCCAGCUGAGUAUUGGGAUGGUGCUGGGUGGGCCGAUUGGAGGGGGGGCGAGGUUGGUGCACAGCUUCUCUCCAGCUGGGGUGGUGGGGGGGCAUCACUAUGGAAACGUCCCCCCCCACCCCUCCUCCUCGUUGGUAACGACCAGUGUUGUCGCCAGCACGGGAGAGGGUUACCCUGACAGAGAGAGAGAACAAGAGAGGGAACAAGAAAGAGAGAGACAGAAACAGCCCCACACACCAGAGGAGGACAUGGAGGUGUCUAGGUUCAGUAUGGGCCCCCAGCAUCGCCACAUCCUCUCCAAGCCCCUCCUCGGGAGGCACAGCUACCCCUCCUCCCACCACCUAUCUGUGGUCCGGGGCCUGGGCACGCCACUGGGCUCUGACCUGUCCCCCCUCACCUUACCUGGCCCUGAGGCCCUGGGCACGACCUCCCCACCACACCUACCCCCUUCCAAGAGCACCCCGGUCCCCCUGGACAAGACCCCCUCCCAGAUCCCCACCCCUAUCCCUGGAGGGGGGUCUACCUCAACCUCCUCCUCAGCCUCCUCCUCGCGCUCCCGCACCCCCCUGUCGGCCGCCCUGCAGAAGUACAAGAAGGGGGACGUGGUGUGCACCCCCAACGGCAUCCGCAAGAAGUUCAACGGCAAGCAGUGGAGACGCCUCUGUUCUAGAGAGGGAUGUAUGAAGGAGUCCCAGAGACGAGGCUACUGCUCACGCCACCUCUCCAUGAGAACUAAAGAGAUGGAGGGAGCGGGAGGAGGAGGGGGAGAGAGGGACAGGGGGAGAGGAGGAGGGGGGGGGGGGAGCAGUUCGGGGACGGUCACCCCCUCGGACCUGCGUGGGUUUGACUGGGAUGAGACGUCCAGAGACAGCAGCGAGGCCAGCAGUAGAGGAGACUCCCGCCCUCGUCUGGUGCUGCCCUCCCUCCUCCCCCAUGACUUCUCCAGGUUUGACUUUGACGAGUGUGAGGCAGCCACCAUGCUGGUGUCACUGGGCAGCUCUCACUCUGGGACCCCCUCCUUCUCCCCCAUCUCCAACCAGUCCCCUUUCUCCCCCGCCCCCUCGCCCUCACCCUCCCCCCUCUUCGGAUUCCGUCCAGCCAACUUCUCCCCCAUCACCGCCUCCUCCGUCCUCCCCCCUCCUCGCAGGCACAGACACCCCAGUGCCACGGGGGGCAAGCUGGGCACCCCUGGGGGGGCAGAGAGGGAGAGGCAUACCUCAGGGGUCCAGCCUUCAUUCCACACUAACCUGACCUUCACCGUCCCCAUGAGCCCCAGCAAACGCAAAACAGACGUUCCUCCUCCCCCUCCUCCCCCCUCCCACCCCCACCAUGACUACCCCCCCAAACCUGAGCUGGAGCAGGGGGACCUGAACCCUGCCUCAUUCCCCGUACUCUCCCCCCAGACCCCAGCACACACCCACGCUUACACACCCACCCUCUCCUAUCCCCGAGGGGUGAGCACACCAACCAGCCGGCCCCCCUCCUCCUCCGCCACCUCUCCCCCUCCCCUCCUGGUGUCCCCAACUCCCCUCUCCCCUCCAGACUCAGGCCCUUGCCGUGUCCACCCCACAUCCCAGCAGGCCUUGCGGGACUCUCCAGUGAUCGUGCGGAACCCGGAGGUACCUCUGGCCAAGUUCACAGAGCAUCCAUUAGGCCGUGGGGGAGGGGGAGGAGGUGAUCCUAAGAAUCUUAACAGCGUUACCCCCCAGCUUGUCUCCACUCUCCAAGUCCCUGUACCCAUCAAUGCUGCUGCUUGCGGCAACCAACGGCACCGUCCUCCUCCAGAGCCCCACCCCCACCCUGGUGCUGGUGUCAUCCACCCCGCCCUCCCUGACCUCCGUCACCCCCGGUUACCCCACUCUGGCUUGCAUCUCCAUCUCCACCACGCCCCCCUCUUCGGGACCCCCCCUGACCAACCCAGCCAGCCCAGGGGGAGGGGGGUGUAGGAUGGAGAGGACAGGCUCGUUUGGGGGGGAGGUCCAGCAGCCAGUGGCCUGUCACCCCUCUCCUACAGCCCUGCUGCCCCUCAUACUGCCUGCAGAGAACCUGCACCCCACACCAUGCAAAGAAAUCAUCAAUUGGACGCCCCGGGAC
This is a messenger RNA of Coregonus sp. 'balchen', 3885 nucleotides long. The record is from the annotation of a GenBank genome assembly. Lineage: Eukaryota; Metazoa; Chordata; Actinopteri; Salmoniformes; Salmonidae.